Molecule: messenger RNA, 2901 nt
Organism: Caenorhabditis remanei
Lineage: Eukaryota; Metazoa; Nematoda; Chromadorea; Rhabditida; Rhabditidae
Exons: 6
Coding region: 1-2901 (966 amino acids)
Biological process (GO): tRNA modification; alanyl-tRNA aminoacylation
Cellular component (GO): mitochondrion; cytoplasm
Molecular function (GO): amino acid binding; aminoacyl-tRNA deacylase activity; ATP binding
Source: RefSeq, a predicted model, not a curated record
AUGAAGCAUCUUACUGCCUCUGAGGUUCGUUCGACAUUCAUCAACUUCUUCAAAGAGAAGAAAGAACACACCUACGUUCAUUCAUCAUCUGUUAUUCCACACGAUGACCCAACUCUUCUUUUCGCUAAUGCUGGAAUGAAUCAAUUCAAACCUCUUUUCCUCGGAAUUGCUGAUCCAAACAGUGAUUUGGCUAAACUCAAGAGAGCUGUGAACACUCAAAAAUGUAUCCGUGCCGGAGGUAAGCACAACGACUUGGAUGAUGUUGGUAAGGAUGUCUACCAUCACACCUACUUCGAAAUGCUUGGUAAUUGGUCAUUCGGUGACUAUUUCAAGAAAGAAAUCAUCACUUGGGCCUGGGAACUCCUCACUACCGUUUAUGGAAUUCCAUCUGAAAGACUAUAUGUUUCCGUUUUUGGCGGUGAUGAGGCAACUGGUGUUCCAGCUGAUUCCGAAGCUCGAGAAAUCUGGAGGUCCGUCGGAGUUCCAGACGAACGAAUCUUGAACUUCGGAAUGAAAGACAAUUUCUGGGAGAUGGGAGACGUUGGACCAUGCGGGCCAUGUUCUGAAAUUCACUAUGACCGUAUCGGAAACCGAGAUGCUUCCCAUUUGGUCAAUGCUGAUGAUCCGAUGGUUGUUGAAAUCUGGAAUCUCGUUUUUAUUCAAUUCAAUCGUGAAGAAGGAGGAUCCCUGAAGCCAUUGCCAGCUAAACACAUUGAUUGUGGACUUGGACUCGAGCGUUUGAUUGCUGUUAUGCAGGACAAGACCAGUAACUACGAUACCGAUAUUUUCCAACCAAUCUUUCAAGCAAUCAACAAAGGAAGCGGUGUUCGCGCUUACACAGGACACAUCGGAGAUGAUGAUAAAGAUGGAAUCGAUAUGGCUUAUCGUGUAGUUGCUGAUCACAUCAGAACUCUCACAAUCGCUCUUUCUGAUGGAGGACGUCCAGAUAAUUCCGGAAGAGGAUAUGUUCUCCGCCGUAUUCUUCGUCGUGGAGUUCGUUACGCCACAGAAAAAUUGAAUGCACAACCAGGGUUCUUCGCUUCUCUCGUUCCCGUCGUCAUCUCAAUUCUCGGCGAAACAUUCCCAGAACUCAGUCGUGAUCCAGAAACUGUUAUGGAUAUCAUCAACGACGAGGAGAAGCAGUUCUUGAAAACACUUUCUCGUGGACGUGUUCUUUUCCAAAGGGCUGUCGACUCCCUCCCAGCAGGAACAAAAACUUUCCCAGGAGAUGUUGCAUGGAGACUGUAUGACACUUAUGGAUUCCCAGCUGAUUUGACCCAAUUAAUGGCCGAAGAAAAAGGAUUGUCCGUUGAUCUUACUGCAUUCGAAGAGGCUCGGAAGAAGGCUAUCGAAACUUCUUCAGCUGGAACCGGAAAGUUCCGCGAUACUCUUGAUUUGGAUGUUCAUGCCUUGGCCGAUUUACAGCAGAAGGGAGUUCCUACCACUGAUGAUACACCAAAAUACGCCUACUCAUUCACAGGAGAAGGGGCUGAUGCAGUCUACAAAUUUGAACCAUGCGUUGGAAAGAUUCUUGCUAUUCGCCGUGAUGGAAAGUUCGUUGACGAGCUUGUUGCUGGAGAAGAAGGUGCUAUUCUUCUUGAUCGUACAAACUUCUAUGCUGAACAAGGAGGUCAAAUUUAUGACGUCGGAGUUCUGACGAAAGUAAACGAUGAAUCAAAUGAAUUCAAUGUUAGCAACUGUCAAGUUCGUGGAGGAUAUAUCGUUCUAGUUGGAUCUUCUGAGGGAAAUUUCAAAAUUGGAGACGAUGUUAAUCAAAGAUUUGAUGAGGAUCGUAAGCAGUUGAUUAUGAAAAACCAUACCGGAACACACGUACUCAAUUAUGCUCUUCGAAAGGUCCUUGCUGAUUCUGAUCAAAAAGGAUCUCUUGUUGCCCCAGAUCGCAUGAGAUUCGAUUUCACCAACAAGGCCGCCAUGACAUCAGAGCAGGUCAAACAAGCUGAAGAGUAUGCUCAACAAUUGAUUAAUACCAAAGGACAAGUUUACGCUAAGAACUCCCCACUUGCUGAUGCUAAAAAAAUCAACGGACUUCGUGCAAUGUUCGAUGAGACUUAUCCGGACCCAGUUCGAGUUGUUGCAGUUGGAACUUCAGUUGAACAACUUCUCCAGAAUCCUGAUGCUCCAGAAGGACAAAAUACCACUGUCGAAUUCUGUGGAGGAACCCAUCUUCAAAAUGUGUCCCAUAUUGGCCGCAUCGUUAUCUCGUCGGAGGAAGCCAUUGCCAAAGGAAUUCGGCGCAUUGUUGCAUUGACCGGACCGGAAGCCGAUAGAGCCAUCGCUAGAGCUGAUCGCCUGGAGGCUCGCCUAGUGGAAGAGUCAAAACACGCCAAGAACCAGGAGCUUUUGGCCAACAAGGACAAAUUCAAGGAGCUUCAGAAGAAGAUUCAAGAAAUUGUCGAUGAAGCCAACGGGGCCCUGCUUCCAUCCUGGCGGAAAGAUUCUCUUCGUAAGAAGGCCAAAGAUGUCCAGAAGGACAUGGAUGGUUACUCAAAAGCCCAACAGGCUGCUGUCGCCGAGAAGGUUCUUGGAGAAGCCAAAGAACUUGCUGCUGCUUCAGAGCAACCAGCUGUGCUCGUUCAUGUGUUCACAUCGAAUGCAAACAGUAAAGCCAUUGACAAUGCCCUGAAACUUCUCAAGGACACCAAAGCUGUUAUGGCAUUUUCAGUUAAUGAAGACACCGGAAAAGUUCUUUGCCUCGCUAAAGUUGAUAAGUCAUUAGUGAGCAGUUUGAAAGCCAACGAAUGGGUCAAUGAAGUUUGUACUGUUCUCGGUGGAAAAGGUGGUGGAAAGGACGCAAAUGCUCAACUGACCGGAGAAAACGUCGAUAAAUUAGAUGCUGCUGUCGAAUUGGCUCAGAAGUUCGCUCUCGCUGCAAUCAAUUAA